This is a messenger RNA of Haplochromis burtoni (Burton's mouthbrooder), 7646 nucleotides long. RefSeq names its product glycoprotein IX (platelet) (gene gp9). The coding region runs from base 510 to 1283 and encodes 257 amino acids. The transcript is spliced from 2 exons. Lineage: Eukaryota; Metazoa; Chordata; Actinopteri; Cichliformes; Cichlidae. The record is from RefSeq and is a predicted model, not a curated record.
UUUCAGCUUUAAACCAGUUUUGUAAAUCUGAAUGUGACACUCUCACUGUCCAUUCUGCUUUGUAGCUCAACAUUUCCAUUAAGAAGCGUUUUCUCCUUGCCCUCGAGCUCAAACAGUGUUAGGUUUCCAAAAAAUUUCUUAUGUGCAUUCUAAUCCUCACAAAGCUUUUCAUGCUCAGAGCUGUAAUUUGCCGCAAAAUGCCCCUCGUGCCCUCAGCAUCGCUGUGGACGCUAGUAAUAAACACUCUGUGGGAGAGUUUCAGUUGGCCCCGCCACUAUUUUAGUAGAUAAGAGUUUAUCUCUUUUAAGCAGAUGGAUUUCCUUCAUGUCGUAGGCGCUAUAACCGUUUGUCAUUGGUGGAAUCCUCAAACUGAUGCCGUUCUGUAUUACGCGCGUGAUUAUUGUGAGCUUAGCAGCACGUCCGUUACAAAACAGGGAUACCUCGACAUGGGGAGCAUUUCUGAAAUAUUCUCGGGCUCAGGUUUUGCACUGGACUAGGACGGUGGCAGUAUGAUGACAUUUAAAGAUGACUGGCACUCUGGAAGGAUGAUCUUCAGUUUGAGCUUAGUGUUCUUCCACGUCCUGGUAACACACAGUAUCAUUAAGCCUUGCCACUGUUCAACCCUCGGGCCUGCUGGACUGGUAGUUAACUGCAGCGCUUUAAACCUCGUGGAGGUGCCUAAUCUGCCCUCCGACACCACAGAGCUCCAUUUGCAGAACAACCGGCUCACCUCGGUGUCUCCAGGCCUGUUUGACAGAUAUACUGGGCUGAACAAGGUUUCCCUGUCCAAGAACCCUUUCCACUGCGAUUGUCAAAUUCACUACCUGAGGAACUGGUUGCUGAAGAACAGGGCUAUUGUUUUGAAGGAGCCCGUUUGCUUCAGUCCAAGCUCUGUGUCUAACAAAGCCAUCACCGAACUUAGUGACGACUACUUUUCUCACUGCGCUGUUGCAAACUGCACUAAUGGGAUAUACAACAUCAUAAUAGGAGUAGCGCUAUGCUGCCUCAUUGUUCUGCUUCUGUGGAGCUUGAGUCUGGCCAGAAAUUCCAAUUUCACUCUGGAUAUAGAUGAGAGACACUCAGGAUUCGAGGCAGACUCCUUACGUUCACUGAAGCCCAAACACAGGAAGAGACUGCACACUGGACUAUCAGAGGUCAGUGUCGACUCAGAGUCUCUCGGUCAUACGGAGGAUCUAGAAAGGCCGCUUCUCAACAUGGAGUUACUGCCACAAGUUUUGGAUGCGUUGCACAAGAAGCACAAUAUAAAGAUAAAGGCUACCUGAGUGAUCUUAGUCCACUAGAGUUACUCUUAAAGAUUAAAGGGAACCCUAAAAUAUCCUGGCUUUUUGAAAUAAAAUGCACAUAAUAGUAGCCAUUGGCUUGCUUGCCUAAAUCAUUUUUCCUUUAAUAAAUAAAAAUCCUCUGCUGGUAAGUGUCUUGUCCUUGACUUUUCACUCCUUUAUUCAUGUUUUCGCACCUUAAACUAUAACAGACCCUUAAUUGUCCUUUAAGUCCUGAAGGAUUAAACUCUGAACAUUUUGGUUAUUUUGUAGAUGAUGCAUCAAAAGUCAGUUUUGUUUUUUGUUUUUUUAAGUCAUCUGAACUUUCUUUGCAGUCAUGUUUUAGUGGAAUAUACUAUACCUUUCAGUAUUUCAGCUUCUUUAGUCAUUAUCACCCAGUUGUGCAAUUUACAAAUCAUUUGAACCCUUUGCUCCUUUGACCACCGCAUGUAGGUCCAAGUCCAAACCAAUGCAUUUCAGCUUUUAGCUUCUCCAACAAAACAAGGGCAAAAUCUUUCAUGAUUCAGCAAACAAGAAUUCCUUGGGGAGACACAUUUUGUUUCUUUGUUUUCUUUUAAUCAGAGAACCCUUUAAACAUUUGACAUUUUUAAAUGCACCAGAACAUUUUCUGACUUGUUGUGCGAAAGUUGUUCAUUACAGUUACCCUAACCUUACUCUGACCCUAACACAUUUAUCGGUCUGCUCAAAAAAUUUAACGAACGCUAGAAAAACACAUAUCGGCUCUUUAAAUAGUCAAGUUGAAACAAACACACAUAUACUAACAGACACUGCGUAACAUCUUGAGAGUAAAAUUAAAUGACUCAUUGAAAACCGAAAUCAACCCCCUCGUGUGCUAGAUUCAAAAUUACACCAAAAAGCAAAGUUAAAAACUGUUCUCCUAGUUUUCUGAGCAGUAUUUACAUACAGUAUACACGUAUAAAUUUGUCUUACAAGUGGUCUGUCAGUUAUACUAAGAAUGACCUAAAUUAUAACAACCAUGUUAUGAAAGGGUGAUAUGGUAACACAAAGAUGAAAGGCUGAUCUGUGCAAAAACUGGUCAAGGCUGUCGAAACUGAAACUGUCAAGACAGUGCUAUUAGAGGAAAAAAAAAAUUGCACAUCGAACAGUUGUUUUAAAGAUACAAGAAUUACUCUUAUAUUCAUGCAUAGAUUUACCAUGACAAAUGGGUAAACAAAUAGCUAAAAAUGCAAUAACAAAAGGUCACCGUAAGAAUAAAGAUUAAAUGUUAAUAUGCUUCUUAAAAACACUGUCAUUAGCUUGUAAAUAAAUAUAGGAUGGCUUCAGGGUUUGUAACAAUCUAGAACAGUAGUUUUAUCUAACAAAGAUACUUAAUAAGGUCAAAUAAGGCAGUUCUUACACAUUUCCUUAUUGGAAAAAAAAAGAAACAGGUAAUGACUAUCAGAAAAAACAACAGUUAUUUAAUCUUUUUCCCCUCUGAAAUCUCCUUUAUUGUUAAAAUUUUAGAUGACCUAUAUUAUGUCAAUGCCCUGUCAGGUUUUUAAACAAAGUCCACAGUGUUAGGCUUCUAGAGGUCUGAACAUGAAGUGGUACUACCAGUUUAAUGCUCGCUUUCCCUCCCUUUCCCCCUGCUUGGAUCUCCAUGACCACACGAAGCCUGUUGGCUCAAAAUACUACUGAGGCACAAACUUUUCUUGCUCAAAGAUGAGAUCAACAGCUUCUGCCACAUCCUGCACGAUAUGGCCUGGCUCCACGAGACCAGGGUCAAAUAUGAAGUCCCGGUGCCCGUGGAACACAGUCUCCUUGAUGCAGUGAUUUGCAUCAGACGGCACCUCUGCGUUGGGGUUAUACACCCCUGUACAGACUAGGACAGACUUACAGGAAGUAGCAGAGGGCAGAGCGAGCUCGCUUUCCCACAGGCUGUCAAUCUCUUCCUCCCUGGGCACUGCCGUGGUGGACCCAGUGGCAGACACCAUCUUAGCAACAGCUUUGGGGUUUUUUCUCGCAACUCUCUCCUCCAGGUAGCGGUUGUACAGAUUGGCUCCAUAGAUGUCAGUCAUGAGGUUAUCCCUAAAAAUGCAGAAGAAAAGGGUAUUACUCUGUGCCCCAGGCAGCAUGCAUGAAGUUGACCUAUAUAUCAGUACAUGUUGAAAUGUGUGUGGUUUUUUCCUGGUGCUGAGUGCAAGUCACAUGAAUUAGAACAAACAAUCAGCUAAAAAAAAAAAAGCUGAAGUGAAACAUGCAAGUCCCCAAAUUAAAGCACGACAGAAUGACAUGCUAACUAACACACGUAAGCAUUUAAAAGCAAACAGUUUUCUCAUCAAAUUAUUAGCAACAUUUCAGUAAAAUCUUCUUUUGAUAGCCUAUCUGUCUAUCAGACAUCAUGAUAAGUGAGUUCUGGUCUUAUGUUAAGUAUAAAGGCAAAACAGAGUUAAAAGCUGGUGUCUCACCCUAUAGCAUAUAGGGAAGUAACGGGAAGUUCCCACUGCCUCUGCAUGGCCUGGCUUCUGAUGAGGUACUCUGCAAAAUGGUAAGUCAGCUCACUGGGUUUUCCCAUAAGAGCCUCAUACUUCAGAUCUUUGCCGGUUAUCUUCUUGUAGAUGUUCUCUAGGCACACAAGAAAUGUUCCAUGGCCAAACCUGGAACAAAAUGAGACGGUGAAAGACAGAUAUGUCAGUACACUGAUUUGAUUACUUGAAAGACUGUUUUAGUUUCUUAAGUACAAUUUUUUUAAAAAACAUUUUAUAUAAAAAGACAGCUUUUUGUAACGUUUACCGAGGAGAAUGUGCCUCAGCCAUCCACAUGAGGUCCAUGUUGCAGGCCAGCAGGUGAAGUUGAGGAGUGUUUUGGGUUUGGUGACUACUACCGAGGUUACCAUUGGUCAACAGAACGUCAACUAUCAGCUGCAGGUUGGUUUCCCAUCGGAUCGGCUCGCCGAACAAAACCACAGCUGUUUGUGGAAUUCAAAGAUUAGAACAGCGUUCAUCAAAAUUGCAAGAAUUUCAAAACUAUCAAAGCAGAUGUUAGUAAGUGUACCAUGUCAAUGACGAAAGAUAAACGUUUAAUUUGAGAAGAGCCAACUAUUUUUACCUUCAAUUUUCGGAAGGCUGACAACAGGAUUGGACUACAUUUAAAGAAGGGAAAUUAAAGUUAUGACAUUAUAUUAUACAUAUCUCCAACAUCAUGUUUGUGCACCAGAUUGUAAAAUCUCACCGGCAAUUUUGGUCUCCUGUUGUGAUCCACCAUGUCCAGCAAUGGGUACGAUUCUCUAAGCAUAUCAAUACUGAUUACAUUCUUAAAGCCCACACUAAAGACAGAACGUUAAGGAGAAAUGAAGAAGUAAUACUCAAGUUUAAAUGUAAAUAUAUAAAUUAUAUUGUAAAUUUAAACAAAGCAGAUUUCUAGGAUACUUUUUAGCAAUUUCCAGGACAGGUCCUUGUCCUGACACCAAGACACACUUGUCAUGGAACUUCUUAAACAUCCUCAGGGGACUAUGGGACAUGAUAACUUGGUCUUGUGUGAUCUGAAAAUAGCACAGUUGUAGUGAGGUUAAUAGCAAAGGAGUCAGGUGAGACCAAAUUAUCCAAAAAUAAUCAGAGAUAAAACGUAACAACUUCAGUUUCAGUACUGUGCACAAGUCUCAAGCCACCACCCAUUUCUUUACAUUUUGCUUCCAAAGAGCCAGAUUUUCUUGAACACUGACUUCGUUUUUACUCAUUUUCAGUCCAGUCCUUUUACCUGAACAUUUCCAAAAUAAUAAUUGUUGUUGUCAUUCAUUCAAGCAUUAAAAAAAGGGCCGAACUCAAGAGAUGAACUAGUGUUUUAUAUCUACAGGUUAGCAAAUGGACAAUUUUCAGUCUUCAGCCUAUGUUGAAAAAAAAAACAAAUCAAACAAAGGUGGCGAUAGCAAAUAUUGACUUUAAAGCUUGUUAGAAUUGUACAAACUCUGUACAAACAUGUGUGUUUGUACAGAGUUUGUACAUUGUGCAUCUUUCAAUAAAAUUAUGCAUCCAUUUCUUAUUUUCCUAGAAAAUUAUUAUUUCUUAAAUAAGGGUAAACUGAAAAAGUUUUGAAUGCACUGCAUGCACACACCAAAGAGCAGGGGAUACACCCUUAACACCAUUAAAACUUGCACAGGAAUUUAAAACUCACAGGCACUCCCAGUAUGUGAGAGAGCUGGUCCGCUUUUGUUUGUCUGAGGCAAUUCCCUGCAUUUGUGACAAAAACAACUGGCACCACAAACUGUCCCUGAGAGUCGACCAACUUCUCAAAUGCUUUUGUUGCCGCAGGGAUUGGCAUCCUCCCUCUGACAAGCACGCCAUCAAUGUCGAACAACAGCCCAAAUCUUGGCUGUGGCUGCAGAAGGGAAGGACAGACACACACUGAUCAGCCAAACAAAUAAGAACUUUUUUAAGCGGGGAAACAACAUGAGUGAUUAAUAGCAGGCAAAUUAAGUAGAAUAACGGUUCACUGAAUAACCAAUGGGUUUGAAUGAUGUCUUAAAAAGGAUAAUCUAUUACUCUGCACAGUAUGACAUUUCCAAUGACACUGAUCAUUUAUUAUUUUACAUAACUUAAAUUCUUUGUAGGCAAUCAUCAUUAUCAUCGUGUAAGAAUGAUAACAACUGGUUUCUAUUUGACGUCAACGUGGGAGACAGGAAUCUAUAGUGAGAACUGCUAUGGUGACACAGCAGUACACAGGCCUGUUAGCAUAUUACAAUCAAUCUUACAGUAUCCCAAAUCUCAAAAUUCUUUCCCCCCCUGGAGCUGGGACUAAUUAAAACAAAGAAAGAACACAGUGUAUCAGUGCUUGUUUUUCUCAUGGUGGGAGGGGGGGCAAAAAUACAGCGAGCUACAUCUGCUGCUGCCCCUGAUGUCAGCGCCUCUGUUGUUUCAUCCCUGAGCGCAUCCACAGCUGAGAAAGUUGCGAGCAACCCCGCACGCCACGUCGAUACGAUACAUUGUAACAAAAAAACAAUGCGAGAGAACAACAAACAAAGUACCGCCUUGUUAUCAGUGUCAACGACAUGUUGUUUGCCAGAGCCCGAAGCAACAGCAACAGCUCGAACCGUACCUUGCUAUUAGACUGAGUUCCGCAAAGCCCGCACCGAGAACCGACAAUCCCAGCUUUACGACUGGCUUGGCGGUUACUCAGGGUGUACAAACCCCGGUAAAACGGCAGGAGUCCCCUCAUCUCCUUUACUUACCCACCGGGUUAAUGAAGAAAAAACAAAAUAGACAAUAAUGUGUAAAUCUAAACCCCUUAAGAAGCGUGAGCCGGCUCGCACCGGCCGCGCUGGCUGGCUGGUUGGUUGGGCUUGUUUUCUCUCAUAUAUUUUCUCGCCUAUAAUUUGACUGGUUGAGACCCGAUGACGACAUAUGAGGAGUAGGAGGGUCUUUUGCUGCAUCUCUGCCGGAAGGAGCUGCAUCUGCACCGCAACCCCCGCUGCCAUUUUAGACACCGAGGUGGAGCUUUCCAUUUCUUGUACGCACAAGACACGCAUGGAUCACAGAGGCCGCAGAGUAAAGACAACAUAGGAGAACUCAUUGAUCACCGCUCCUUGUCAUUCCGGAUCAAGUAUAUGUACAGCAGAGAGCUCAAAAUGGAUGCGGGUGAAUCUUAUUUAGCAAUGACAAACACACAAAUAGCUCGGUUUAGUUGCUGAUGUCACAUGCAGGAGUACGUCGAGUCCAAAAAUUGCCAGGAAUGUGCUGCAGGAAGCCUGAUAGGCAAAAGCGAUCCAUCCAGUGAGGGAGUGUUUAACCAUUUCUUAGUGGAAGAAAUAUGCCUGCUCAUGUUAAACACGUAGUUUUCUGGAUAUAAUACUGCAGAUGCAGACUAACAACAUGUCUAGAUUAAUAUAAAAUACAAGAUCCAGUUUUGCAUGUUGUUUAAUACCACAAUAAUCUGUAGGUUAUCUAGCAGAUAAUCCUUUAUGUGAACUUCUAGGACACAAGCAGCAGAUCAAAAGUUAUCAGCGUCCCACAUCUUGCGCAAGAUGUUCAGACGAGUUGAGAACAGAAGCAUCUGUAAAGAUAAAGUGUGGCAAAACGAGCUGUGGAACAUGUUGCAAAAGAAAUCAGACAAGAAGAUCCUCCCCGUGCUCCUCCAGCUUUAUUGAUAGUUUAAAAUUACAUUUCUAUUUUCUAGGACUUCAGUUGCACUUUCCUUCCGACUUAAAAACUGAGUACAAGCAAAUGGUAUUUAUACAGUAGUCUAAGUGAUAUUGUACAAAAAUAACAUUUUUGAUUUUCUGUGAAAACAUUUUUCAUUCCCAAAUAACUCCUAAUUCUGCCGUUCUGACAACUGUUGAUGUUAAGUUUUGCCAAGGUAAAAAAAAAAAAAUUCCAAAGCCAUUUUAAAAGGAAAAGUCUGCCUUGGACUACC